GAAGCGGUGGCGAUGAGUUCUGACCGUGCAGGACAACAGGCAGCCGGAUGCCAACGGAGGGCAGGGGACCCAUUGAGCCCCUCUACCGGUCUCAGCCCCAUGCAAGAUCAGGUCUUGCAGCUGAUAAAGAGCUGUGCGGACCAUCAAGGACUCGGGUUGGCUGCUCUACGAUGUCGCUUCCCUCCUCAGAAUGCUGCCAGUCUUUGGGAAUGUCUGCAGUUCCUGAUCAGUGAGGGCCACAUAUACACCACCACGGACGACAACCACUUCAAAGCCACGUAUGGCUAAUGUGUGCUGUCAUACGCCACAGAAGACACAGCUGAGGUUGUCAUAUGCCAUAGGGCAGCGGUUCCCAAACUGGGGUCCGGGACCCUGGUGGGGUUGCGGACUAAAGGGACAUUGCAUAAAAAAGGGAAUCCCGCAUGUUAACAGCUAUGUAGGCUAUUAGCUGUCCUGUGGACUUCUAGCAAUAUCGACAAAAUAGCGACAAUCUGUUAAUGGAAAAUGGAGCAAUAUUAAUGGACCAAAAAUAAUUGCCUCAGCAAGUUUGGGAACCUCUGCCAACGGGCACAGCUGUGGUUGAAGCAUUUAAUAGAAGAUGUCAUGAAAGCCUGUGUUUAUUUCCAUAGUUUAUUUAACCACGACAUCAUGUAACACACUACUACUGUGUAAGAAAGUAGGCUCCUUGUGUUUUCACAAUUCUAGACUAACAAAACUUUGUAAAUUAUUUGUUAAUAGUCUUUUUGUCAUGCUCUUGUAUUCUUGUAUGCGCUUCUAGGUUUUUCAUCUUUAUUAUGACCGUGUGAUGUGCACUAAAAACAACACGAAUAAGAAAGUAAUUAUUGGAUUUUCACAAUUUUAGACCAAGACGUCGGCUACAGAAGCUUGUAGCCUAUAGACCUAUUUUUGCAAGUUCGGAUUGAUCUUUUCAUAUGUUGCUGUAUGUAUGUACAUAGUUUGAGCCUUAAUGUUGUGCAAGUCACACUACAAACUACUUGUAGGCUAUAAAUAUUUAAUUAAACAAUUGUUUUCACAAUUAAGGCCCACCCAACUUUACACAUGGUUUAUUUUGUUAAUCGUCUUGGAUGAUGGAUAUUUGUAGAGAUCUCUAAUGGAAAUUAAAAGAUGUUAU
Messenger RNA from Engraulis encrasicolus (European anchovy), 1132 nucleotides. RefSeq names its product replication protein A 32 kDa subunit-B-like. The transcript is spliced from 3 exons. Bases 13 to 288 code for a protein of 91 amino acids. NCBI's taxonomy places the organism in Eukaryota, Metazoa, Chordata, Actinopteri, Clupeiformes, Engraulidae. The record is from RefSeq and is a predicted model, not a curated record.